CGAGAAGCGAUCGCUCACAUUCCGGAGAACGCGAUAAUCAUCGAUGUCGCGCCGCAUUGCCAGUUGCAGGCGAUCCUGCGUAGAUCGCUACCACCGACGGUGAUCAACGUCAGCCUCCAAAAACGAAAUCAUUCAAACAACCUGGUCUUCCUGCUCUCUAAUGUGGGAAAGCUGUAUAUAGCCGGUGCGCAACCCGAUAUCUCCAAAUUGUAUCCGCCGGUCAGUUUUCCCGUCAGUCGCGGAACGCCGAUGAUCGGACCUCUGAUCAAAUGGGACCACUCCGCUACGUGGAAGGUGCCAGAUUUUAAACACAAGUCAAAAGAAUGGUCUGGGAAGUAUGUUGUGGAAAUAGAUUUAUCGAGAAAAACAGACACAUAUCUAGCGGGACAUAUAAUCGACGGGCGACUCAUAUUUCCGGCCGCUGGCUUUAUAUUGAUGGUAUGGAAAAUGUUCGCGAAACUACGCGACAUCGAUUUCGAGCAAAUGUCAGUCAUCUUCAGGAACCUGUGGUUCCAGCGGGUUACUUUCUUACCGAAAAAGAAAACGAUCAAGUUUUUGAUAACCAUUCUUGAAGGAAAUGGCGAUUUUGAGGUUCGCGAAGCCGACGCUGUUGUUGUCAGUGGAAAUAUCCGUGUUGCCGAGGCCAUCGAGAAAGAUCAGCUGCCUCCGCUUUCGAUGCCGCCCACCGAGUUUUUGAUGAACACUGAGGACAUUUAUAAGGAAUUGAGACUGCGCGGAUAUGAAUAUAUUGGUAUUUUCAAAGGGUUAAAAUCCUGCGAUAUUUCCGUCACCGUCGGCGAGUUACGCUGGUUCAACGAAUGGUCUUCGUACAUGGAUAAUAUGUCUCAGUUUAAAAUAUUGUCUAGCGAUCGGAGACUGGUAUACGUAUCGAAGAUCCGAUAUGUCGCGAUCAAUCCCGUUCUUCAUAAACGAUUGGUCAAUGAGUUACCGAAGGACGGCGGAUUGCCGAUAUAUCAUUAUAAAAACAUCGAUAUCGUCAAAUCGGGCGGUAUUGAAUACGGAGGUUUAAAAUUUACCACACCUCAGCGACAACAAAUUGCAAUUAAACCUAAGUACGAACGUUACGUUUUCGUGCCAUACGAAAAUCCGCGCAGCUUACUCUUGGAAGAAGAAAACCCUAUGAAUGAAAAGAUGCACGCGCUCACUGUACUGUUACAAAUCGUGUGUGAGAACAUAACGACGUCGAGAAUCAAGGCAGUGGAAAUCGCGGGCAAUCGAGCCGCGAAUAGCCUCUUAGCGCCGCUUCUACUCAAUAUUCUCCAUGCCGAGCCCUUAGUCACCAUUGACCUACAGGUAGCCAACAGUUUCGCAUGCAAUUACACAAGUUUCAACCAAAUGAACGAUGAUGCGAACGACACAUUUUCAGUUCAGAAUGUACAGCUCAUCAUAGCAGCGGAAGUUUUCUCUGGCCAAUCUUGCAUUGUUCUGAAAAAUCUGGCGGCUGCCUUAAGUUCCAAUUGCUUUAUUCUUCUAGAAGAGACCGUCACACGACCCAACUUGAAGACCACAUUAACAGAGGCAAAUCUGAUAUUGGUCGGUAAACAAAUGGACUCUUCGGGAAAAAGUUAUCUCUUAUUGAAAACACGAAGGAAGAGGAAAGAACCGAUCAUAAUACAGAUCUCGGGAGAAGAUUUCUCAUGGCUGGAAAAUGCGAAAAUGACGUUAAAAAAAUUUGACAGCGACGGUCAAGAAAUGCUUUUUAUAUCCCAAGGCGAAGAGUUACUUGGUCUAGUUGGAUUCAUGACCUGCAUCCGGCGCGAGAUCGCAAACGUGCGUUAUGUUUUCAUCCAGGACACUAAUGCUCCCAAAUUCGAUUUAUUCUCGCAAUUCUACGCGGAUCAAUUAGAAAAAGGACUAAUGGCUAAUGUGUUGAAGGAAGGUGAAUGGGGCAGUUAUCGGCACUUGCACAUAGAUUGGCAUAGCGACGUGCGAGUAGAGCAUGCCUAUGUGAAAAUACUGACAACGGGAGAUUUGAGUAGCCUGAAAUGGAUUCAAAGUUCAUUAACAUAUCAGACGAAAUAUUCAAAUACACUUUGCAGUGUGUACUAUGCGUCGUUAAACUUUAGGGACAUUAUGCUGGCGAUCGGUAAACUAUCAACGAAUGCUCUUUCAUCGUUAGGACUUGCUACAGAGGAUUAUGAAUUAGGACUAGAGUUUUCCGGGAGAGACGCAAACGGUUGUAGAGUGAUGGGUUUAACCAGAGGAUUAUCUAGAGGAUUGGCGACCACCGUGUUGCCGGAUACCGGUUUUCUUUGGAAGGUACCCGACAAAUGGACGUUGGAGCAGGCGGCGACAAUACCGAUCACUUAUGUGAUCAGUUACUAUGCUCUAUUUGUACGAGGUAAAUUGAAGAAGGGCGAGAGCGUGUUGAUACAUUCCGGUGCGGGUGGUGUCGGCCAAGCGGCGAUCGUCAUCGCCCUACAUGCUGGCUGCACGGUCUUCACCACCGUCGGCACGCCGGAAAAACGGCUGUAUCUCAAAAAGACCUUUCCGCAAUUGACCGAUAAGCACAUUGGCAACUCCCGAGAUAUGAGUUUCGAACGGCUGAUCCUUGACAAUACGCACGGACGUGGAGUUGAUGUGGUAUUGAACUCGCUGGCAGAAGAGAAACUGCAUGCCAGCAUACGAUGCCUUGCGACAAACGGUCGCUUCCUCGAGAUCGGGAAAUACGACAUGUUGAAUGCCAACCGCAUAGAGAUGUCGAUAUUUUUAAGGAACAUUUCUUUCCACGGUAUACUCUUAGAAUCGCUGCUUGAAGACAGCGAAGACAAGCGAGAAACGAUUAGGCUGGUUUCGGAUGGAAUCGAGAAUGGCGUAGUGUGUCCAUUACCGACGACAGUAUUUCCAAAGCGAAGCCUCGAGCAAGGAUUCAGAUUUAUGAUGACGGGCAAGCAUAUCGGCAAGGUACUACUGAAGAUUCGAGACGAAGAGCCGCGAAAAUGCAUGUUGCCGAUGCCGAGGACGAUGACAGCUGUACCGUGUACCUACAUGAAUCCGGAGAAAUCGUACGUACUGGUCGGUGGUCUCGGUGGAUUCGGUCUGGAACUGACCAAUUGGAUGAUCGCUCGCGGCGCUAGAUUCAUCGUUCUCGUGUCGCAUACCGGCAUACGCACCGGUUACCAGACGUCACGCGUCCAACAUUGGCGCGAGAAUGGCAUUAAAAUCAUUAUUUCUACAGCGGACAUUACGACGUUUUCGGGCGCCGAACGUUUGAUCGACGAGAGUAAUCGGCUGGCUCCGGUAGGCGGUAUAUUUAAUCUGGCCGUCGUGUUACGCGAUGCUUUGUUUAACAACCUGCAGGUGGCCGACUUCGAGGCUGUAGUCUUGCCAAAAGUCAACGGUACGAGAAAUCUAGACGCGACAUCGAGAAAGUCCUGUCCGUCAUUAGACCAUUUCGUCGUGUUCUCAUCCAUAUCGUGCGGCCGGGGUAAUCCGGGUCAAUCCAAUUAUGGUCUCGCAAAUUCGGCCAUGGAGAGAAUGAUGGAGAAGAGACAUGCUGCCGGUUUGCCCGGUCUUGCUAUUCAAUGGGGUAUUAUAGGAGACGUCGGUUUAUAUGUUGAUACAAAGAAUAAAAACAUCGAGACAAGUAAUAUUUUACCGCAACGUAUGACCAGCUGCCUUGCUACCCUGGACAUUUUUCUUCAGCAACCGUAUCCGAUAUUAUCGUCCAUGGUAGCCAAGAAACACAAAUCCGCGAAUAACAGCAGCAAAGUUGAUUUUAUUCAAGUUGUUGCCAAUAUCCUCGGUAUUGAAAACGUCAAUUCAAAAAAUGUCGAUGAUAACCUCGACAAUUUUGGUAUCGAUUCGCUGGGUUACUCGGAGCUAAAACAGAUUCUUGAGAAUGAAUAUGAUAUCAUAUUAUCGUUCCAAGAGAUAUAUGCCUUGACAAUACGCAAAUUACUAAAUUUAUUACCGGCAAGCUAUGUGUCUCGCGAUUCUUCAACAAGUUAAAAAAAUGCAAAGAUGAUCGCAAGUCUCCUACAUAUACCUUUUAAUUUUUUAAAUAUUCUUUGUUUAAAACACUUCUUUCUAAUAUCUAAAUAAUAAUAAUGAUUGUAUUUUACUGCAGUUUAUACAAAUCGCUAAGUGCGUAUAAAUUAAUUAUACGACUGUAUUAAAAGAAUCAGCUGUAAAGAAUUAUUUCAUAUUUUAAUGAGCUUUAAUUAUUAGCGACGUUAAGUUUUUCAUGAUUUUAUGGUCACACGGUUGAAGGUAACAUAAAAAUUGUUGUUAAAAGUU
Messenger RNA from Formica exsecta, 4260 nucleotides. RefSeq names its product fatty acid synthase-like. Gene Ontology annotation, molecular function: oxidoreductase activity; fatty acid synthase activity. Gene Ontology annotation, biological process: fatty acid biosynthetic process. The transcript has 5 exons. The record is from RefSeq and is a predicted model, not a curated record. The annotation marks the transcript as partial. Lineage: Eukaryota; Metazoa; Arthropoda; Insecta; Hymenoptera; Formicidae.